Messenger RNA from Sphaerulina musiva SO2202, 807 nucleotides. Its product is annotated as guanylate kinase. Gene Ontology annotation, molecular function: GMP kinase activity. NCBI's taxonomy places the organism in Eukaryota, Fungi, Ascomycota, Dothideomycetes, Mycosphaerellales, Mycosphaerellaceae. The transcript has 3 exons. Bases 1 to 597 code for a protein of 198 amino acids. Gene Ontology annotation, cellular component: cytosol. Gene Ontology annotation, biological process: purine nucleotide metabolic process. The record is from RefSeq and is a predicted model, not a curated record.
AUGGCGCCCACAGGUAACUCCAAACCUCGACCGAUCGUAGUUUCUGGUCCCUCCGGCUCCGGCAAAUCCACCCUCAUCAAGCGUCUGCGCGCUGCCUAUCCCGAUCGCUUCGCGCUUUCCGUUUCCCACACCACACGCGACCCACGAGCCGGCGAGGAACAUGGCAAGGACUACUGGUAUGUGUCCAAGGACGAGUUCAAGAAGAAAGUCGACGAGAACGGCUUCAUCGAGCAUGCUCAGUUUGGCAGCAACUUCUAUGGAACGAGUGUACAGGCUGUGAAGGAUGUGGCCGAGCAGGGAAGAACCUGUAUUUUGGAUAUUGAAAUGGAGGGCGUGAAGCAAGUCAAGAAGACCGACUUGAACGCACGAUACCUCUUCCUGCAGCCACCUUCAGUCGAGAUCCUGGAGAAGCGACUGCGAGGUCGAGCGACCGACAAGGAAGAAGCAAUCCAGCAGCGCUUGACUCAAGCUGCAGUCGAAAUUGAGUAUUCCAAGACUCCAGGCGUGCAUGACCAGAUCAUUGUCAAUGACGACCUUGAAAAGGCCUGGAAGGAGUUCGAGGCAUUCUGCGUGCCGGAAUCAGCCUCUUCAUCAUGAGCAGCGCUACGCUACAGCUAGUAGACUCCAGGCAGAUGAUACAGAAUAUUAUCUCUCGACAACAGACGGAGCGAUUAGAUGACUACGAAAGGCUGUCUUCCUGCUUCCGAUACUGAAGAUCCAUGAUCCCGACGAUGCGUUUACUCGCUCCUGCUCCCAUAUACAUUUAUGUCGAGUCACCAGACACACACAAACUCCUAUACAAUUUGG